CACUGACAUUGAAAUAAAACAAGGAAAAGGUCAAGAUCAAGCAUACAAAAUAUUUUGGAAUGAGAGGGUAAGAAAAAUGGCCAAAAACAGAAAUAUCUCUAACAAAGAAAUCUAUAGGCGUACUAAUGAAGAGUGGAGACUUCAUCGUUCAAAGCUUCUGGUAAACCAUGCAGGCAAGGAAGACCUGGUCAAGGACCUGGUGACACCCAACAACAUGCAAAGAACAGAAGAUGGACCGAAAGCAAAGAAGAUGAAGGCUGCAACAGUGCCGUCCAACAUUUCUCGCGUGAAAAUCGCUUCGGCCAAGAUAGAAAACUUGCAAGCGGAAGUAAAUUUGAAGACCGAAGUUCUGAAAAAAACAGUCGAUAGUGCAGCUAGAAAAGACAUUCUAACUGCCUUGUCACAGUUGCAGACGUGUCUAGACACAUCAUGUGCCGAAUUGCGAAGAGCACAGGACGCACUUAGAAAAAAUUUGAAAAAGCUGGAACUAUCAAAAUGUAUGACAGACAAGGAAACGGAAAAAGGAACUUAGAUAGCUUUCUAGAUUUUAAACUGUUUAUAAAGAAACUUUGUUCCUGUCUCUGACAGUCUGACGUUGUCGUUGUGUUAAUUUGUUAUACAGCCGCUACGUUAAGAAAUUAACGACUCACCAAAUUGGUUGCAUAAAGUUAACAAUUAACAAUUAUUAAACAUGCAAUGCAUAAUUGUUAUUUUCAUGUGAAAAUAUAUAAUAUAUAGCUUUAUUGUUUUACAUAACUUGUAAAUAACUAUUAAAACAAAGAAAUUUUGUUUUAAAAAAAAAUAAUUAAAGUUAUUUUGUUAGUUAUGUAUAGCAAUAAUGUGAUAUGUUGGUUAUUGACUUAAAACAAUUUUUUUCACCCUCUCCCCUGGACUUCCAAGACCCCCUCCCCUGGAUUUCCAAACAAUUUUAUCGACCCCUCUCCUGGAUUUCCAAGCGAUUUUAUCGACCCCUCCCCUGGAUUUCCAAGCGAUUUUAUCGACCCCUCCACUGGAUUUCCAAGCGAUUUUAUUGACCCCUCCCCUGGAUUUCCAAGCGAUUUUAUCGACCCCUCCCCUGGAUUUCCAAGCGAUUUUAUCGACCCCUCCCCUGGAUUUCCAAGCGAUUUUAUUGACCCCUCCCCUGGAUUUCCAAGCGAUUUUAUCGACCCCUCCCCUGGAUUUCCAAGCGAUUUUAUCGACCCUCCCCUGGAUUUCCAAGCGAUUUUAUCGACCCCUCCACUGGAUUUCCAAGCGAUUUUAUUGACCCCUCCCCUGGAUUUCCAAGCGAUUUUAUCGACCCCUCCCCUGGAUUUCCAAGCGAUUUUACCGACCCCUCCCCUGGAUUUCCAAGCGAUUUUAUCGACCCCCUCCCUGGAUUUCCAAGCGAUUUUAUCGACCCCUCCCCUGGAUUUCCAAGCGAUUUUAUCGACCCCCUCCCUGGAUUUCCAAGCGAUUUUAUCGACCCUUCCCCUGGAUUUCCAAGCGAUUUUAUCGACCCCCUCCCUGGAUUUUCCAGUGUCCUCAACCCCCCCUGUGCGGAUAAUAAAUGCAAUCUGCCAUUCUGCAAUAGAAAUUUUGAGUUCGAAGAACAAAAAUGGAGUACAGGAUAAAGACAUGGCAAGCCAGCGUACUACACCAAUGUUGAGUGUUUCCCACAAAUAUGUUACAACUUGUAAGUAUAUAUAUUUUAACAUGUUUUGCCUGGCGGAUAUUAAAAACAAAGAUAAUUUUGGAAAAACCAUUGGGCCAACAACAGCCAAAGAUUUGUAGAUUCCUAAUCCUGGAAAGCCAAUGAACUCACAUUUUACGACAACAUAUUGGAUGGACAACAGUCACACAACAAUCAUUACUAAUUGUAAUUUAUUAACUGUAGGAAAAUUUCCUCCAAAAGUGAUACAGAGAUGAG
Molecule: messenger RNA, 1906 nt
Organism: Paramuricea clavata
Lineage: Eukaryota; Metazoa; Cnidaria; Anthozoa; Malacalcyonacea; Plexauridae
Source: the annotation of a GenBank genome assembly